UUUUAACAAAUCAAAGCAGUCAAAAACAAGUCGCGACAUAUUAUUCCAUUAGGUACGAUGUGAAAUAAUGAUAAUACAGUUUAAAUAAUGACUGUAAAGCAAUAACAUGGAUUUUUAAUGACUGACUACUUAGAAAAAUCAGAAACAAAAAAUGGCACAUUAAAAGUGAUCUAGCUAGAUCUAGAUUUAUAGGUGCAAAGUUGAAGAAACAGAAUAAAAUGCAAGGCACUGGAUUGGUCCCAGCUCGGUUUCUCACAUUGAUUGCACAUUUGGUGCUUGUGAUUGUUGUCUUUUGGACACGAGAUGAGAAUGUCAAAAUGUGUCUGCCUGAAGAUUACACUUCAAGUGAUUUCAAUGACAAAGACAUUGAGAUGAUUGUUGCCUUGUCAAUAACUCUUGGACUAUUUGCUGUUGAGUUCAUUGGUUUCAUGGGUGGAGUCACUAUGUUCAUGCCAUUUCAAGCUCUCUUAUCAACAGCAGCUCACAGUGGAGCGGCCAUAGCAUUAGCCUAUUUUUUGUUUGACCAGUGGCCCUGUCAUUGGUACUGGUACAUUUUUGGUUUCUGUUCAGCAUUCCCUGCAUGUAUGGAGAUCAUUUCUAUCAUAGGAAUACUUUGUUUCAGAAAAGGAUACUGAGCAGCAGAUUGUAUAUACUGUGUAUCAAAGCAGAAUAUUUUAUUUUUUAAUCAACUGGCAUAUUUUCUAUUUAUUGUAAUAAAUAAAUUUAAGAUUAAAACAAA
Biomphalaria glabrata is the source of this 739-nucleotide messenger RNA. RefSeq names its product transmembrane protein 107-like. The record is from RefSeq and is a predicted model, not a curated record. Gene Ontology annotation, biological process: protein localization to ciliary transition zone; non-motile cilium assembly. The transcript is spliced from 5 exons. Lineage: Eukaryota; Metazoa; Mollusca; Gastropoda; Planorbidae. Bases 219 to 635 code for a protein of 138 amino acids. Gene Ontology annotation, cellular component: MKS complex.